AUGUUACGGGAAGUCCUACACACUCCGUCACAUAUGCACAGUUCGAAAAGAAAGGUUACCGGAAAUUUCUCCUCCUACUCUUUCAUAUUUUAUUAUUAUAACACAACCUCCCUUCUUUUUCUCUCUUAUCUUGCAUCCUUCCUUCCUCUUCCUUCAACUCAGAUUUCUCCUCCUACUCUUUCAUAUUUUAUUAUUAUAACACAACCUCCGCUUCUUUUUUCUCUCUUAUCUUGCAUCCUUCCUUCCUCUUCCUUCAACUCAGAUUUCUCCUCCUACUCUUUCAUAUUUUAUUAUUAUAACACAACCUCCGCUUCUUUUUCUCUCUUAUCUUGCAUCCUUCCUUCCUCUUCCUUCAACUCAGAUUUCUCCUCCUACUCUUUCAUAUUUUAUUAUUAUAACACAACCUCCACUUCUUUUCCUCUCUUAUCUUGCAUCCUUCCCUCCUCUUCCUUCAACUCAGAUUUCUCCUCCUACUCUUUCAUAUUUUAUUAUUAUAACACAACCUCCGCUUCUUUUUCUCUCUUAUCUUGCAUCCUUCCUUCCUCUUCCUUCAACUCAGAUUUCUCCUCCUACACUUUCAUAUUUUAUUUUAAUAACACAACCUCCGCUUCUUUUUCUCUCUUAUCUUGCAUCCUUCCUUCCUCUUCCUUCAACUCAGAUUUCUCCUCCUACUCUUUCAUAUUUUAUUAUUAUAACACAACCUCCGCUUCUUUUUCUCUCUUAUCUUGCAUCCUUCCUUCCUCUUCCUUCAACUCAGAUUUCUCCUUCUACUCUUUCAUAUUUUAUUUUUAUAACACAACCUCCACUUCUUUUCCUCUCUUAUCUUGCAUCCUUCCUUCCUCUUCCUUCAACUCAGAUUUCUCCUCCUACUCUUUCAUAUUUUAUUAUUAUAACACAACCUCCGCUUCUUUUUCUCUCUUAUCUUGCAUCCUUGCUUCCUCUUCCUUCAACUCAGAUUUCUCCUCCUACUCUUUCAUAUUUUAUUUUUAUAACACAACCUCCACUUCUUUUCCUCUCUUAUCUUGCAUCCUUCCUUCCUCUUCCUUCAACUCAGAUUUCUCCUCCUACUCUUUCAUAUUUUAUUAUUAUAACACAACCUCCGCUUCUUUUUCUCUCUUAUCUUGCAUCCUUCCUUCCUCUUCCUUCAACUCAGAUUUCUCCUCCUACUCUUUCAUAUUUUAUUAUUAUAACACAACCUCCGCUUCUUUUUCUCUCUUAUCUUGCAUCCUUCCCUCCUCUUCCUUCAACUUAGAUUUCUCCUCCUACUCUUUUCAUAUUUUAUUAUUAUAA
Messenger RNA from Acanthosepion pharaonis, 1290 nucleotides. The record is from the annotation of a GenBank genome assembly. Lineage: Eukaryota; Metazoa; Mollusca; Cephalopoda; Sepiida; Sepiidae.